Molecule: messenger RNA, 1071 nt
Organism: Pistacia vera
Lineage: Eukaryota; Viridiplantae; Streptophyta; Magnoliopsida; Sapindales; Anacardiaceae
Product: zinc finger BED domain-containing protein RICESLEEPER 2-like
Exons: 1
Coding region: 1-1071 (356 amino acids)
Molecular function (GO): DNA binding
Source: RefSeq, a predicted model, not a curated record
AUGUCAUCAAAGAAUAUUGACAUUGAAGAGAAUAUCUCAAAUGUGUGUGCGCAGCCCAAGCAAUCCAAUGUGUGGCAACACUUUGAGAAAAUUGUCAAUGAGACAACCGGCAUAGUAGACCGAACAAAGUGUUUGUAUUGUGCAAAGAUGUUGGUGUUUAAUGUGAUGAAUGGAACUUCUUCUAUGCAUAAGCAUUUAUCCAGUUGUGAGAAACGCCUAAGCAAUGUAGAUAAAAGCCAAACACUUAUCUCAACUUUCAAGACUACAAACAAAGAAAGAGCAGAAAGUAGUACGAUUAGCACUUGGAGAUUCAAUCAAGAAGUGUCUAGGCAGUUGCUUGCUGAAAUGAUUAUUAUUAUGGAAGAACAUUUUCGAAUGGUGGAGCAGCCACCAUUUAGGAGAUUUCUAAGUUCAUUGCAACCUUUGUGGUCUGAUAUUUCUCGCAACACAUUGGCUAGGGAUGUUGUGAAGCGUUUUGAUUCUGAGAAGGUUUUACUGAAAAGUAAGUUGCACUCUCUAAAGUCUAGGAUUGCUUUGACUAUUGAUAUAUGGACUUCAAUUCAGAAUAUUAGCUACUUAUGUCUCACUGGUCACUACAUUGAUGAUAAUUGGGUUAUACAUAAAAGAAUUCUCAAUUUUGUGCCCAUUAGUAGUCACAAGGGAAGGGAGAUAGGGAAAGUGGUUGAGAAGUGCAUUUUCAAUUGGGGUAUUGAAGAUAAAGUGUCCACUAUAACAGUUGAUAAUGCUAUCGCUAAUGACGUGGCAAUCGCUUACUUAAGGGGCAAAUUAGCGCUACUUCUGGAUGGCGAGUUCUUCCAUAUAAGAUGUACUGCUCAUAUUAUGAAUUUGAUUGUAAAUGAUGGUUUUAGUGAGACAAAGGAUUGUAUUAGCCGAAUUCGUAAUUCGAUUAAGUAUGUGAGGAGUUCCCCUACUAGAGCCGAAACAUUUCAAAGAUGUGUGAAAGAAGAAAGGAUUGCUUAUAAAGGUGGUGUGUGUCUUGAUGUUGCUACUAGAUGGAACUCCACCUAUUUGAUGUUAGAUGUUGCACUAAAAUUCAGGAAAGCUUUUUAG